GUUGAUUGUUGAAUAAUUACACAAUUCUCAUGGUGCUUAAACCCAUAAAAUCAGUCGCACCAAAGCGCCAGCAGAGGGAGACAAAAAACACAAGUAGCAAGUGGCCAUGACACUGCUGUCAUUUUAAUCUCUUUGAACGGGGCAUGUGCUUUAAUUGCGUCAAAUAUUUUAACGUGAUUAAUUUUAAUUAAUCGUAAAACUAGUCGGCUGACUAAUCAGGAGAAAAUUUGUCGUUUAGGACAGCCUUAGUGUACCAGAACAUAUUUCCUCCACACCCUUCUCACCUUUUUAACCCCUAGCCCAUGAAGAGGACCCCUGGAUAUGUUCGCCUUAGGCCCUAAAAUUGCCAAGUCCGCCACUGGUUACGCUGUCGUUCUGCGUGAGUGCUGCUUUCAGGUGCCUCAUCAAUUUCUUAAGUCUGUUGAAAUCAUACUAUUUUCAAGGUUAUUUAAGCUGUUGGAAAUGAGACAUUUCGACUGUUUCUAAUCGGAUAAAUUGAUGUUAAUAAUCUUGGAGAAUUGCAAGGAGCAUAAAACCAAUCCUUCUAACUGUUUUGUUGUAUUUAUUUGAAUGCAAGUUAGUAGAUUUCGUUGUAAAUGUAAAGUCCGACCUGGGAGCGAGUUCUUGAACGCACCGCAGUUGACUGCACAACACUGAACUGAUGAUCCAGCUGCUGUAAAAUCGAGCACAUGGACUCAAAUGACGACCAGCUGUGGGGGAACCCUAAAAGUUUGCCGAACCUCCCCUCCCGUCCCGAGCCAUGAUCCGGAGGCGCAAGCACUGGAUCGAUGAAGUCCACGAAAGCGUUCUGGGCCGGGACGCGGAGGGGCGGACGGCCGAGUCCCUGGAACUGAAGGGCGGCGCGGAGCACGGACACUUCCCCGUGGUGGGCGAUCUCCCGACGGGGAGCGGCGUCACCACCCUCCGGCCGGGCGACUUGCUGCUGGAGGUCAACGACACACCGGUGGCCGGCCUCACUAGCCGGGACGCGACGGCGGUGAUCCGGCACAGCAAGGAGCCCGUCAGACUCAAGUGCGUCAAACCAGGUGGUGUGAUCGACAAGGACCUGUGCCGCUACCUUAACCUGCGUUUCCCGAAAGGCUCAGUGGACCACGAGCUGCAGCAAGUCAUCCGGGACAACCUCUACCUCCGCACUAUCCCCUGUACCACCAGGCGGCCCAAGGAAGGCGAGGUCUCCGGGGUGGACUAUCAUUUCGUCAGCGUGCGGCGCUUUCUGGAAUUGGAGAAAAGCGGAGCCUUGCUAGAGAGCGGAACAUAUGAAGAUAACUUUUACGGCACGCCCAAACCUCCCGUGGACCCCGUCGAUCCCUCGCUAAAUGUAACGGAUCGGCCGCCGCUGCGACCGGGCGCCACUGCCAGCUCGGAGGGCAAACGCAAGCGCAACAAGUCGCUCAGCGACAUGGAAAAAGCCAGCGUGGAGCCACCCGAGGAGGAGGAAGAGGAGAAGCCCGUCGUUGUCAACGGCAACGGCGUCGCCCUCACGCCAGACUCGAGUGAAUAUGACGACAAGAGCGCGGCGGGUGACGCCACGCCACAGAGAGGAGAUGCCCCGGCUGAAGCGGACCCGGGCCGCUCCCCGAAAAUCGGCGUCGUGCCCAAGUUGGGGGAGGGCGACGAGCUGGGCCCGCUACCUGACAACUGGGAAAUGGCGUACACAGAGAAAGGAGAAGUCUACUUCAUUGACCACAACACCAAGACCACGUCGUGGUUGGACCCGAGGCUGGCUAAGAAGGCCAAACCGCCCGAGGAGUGCAAGGAGGACGAGCUUCCAUACGGCUGGGAGAAAAUCGACGACCCCAUUUACGGCAGCUACUACGUGGACCACAUCAAUAGGAGGACCCAGUUUGAGAAUCCGGUUCUGGAGGCCAAGAGGAGACUCCAGCAGGAGCAGCAAAUGCAAAGUCAGGGGCUCUCCUCGCUGCCGCUUCCCGCCAUCUACCGAGAAAAACCGCUGUUCACCCGCGACCCCACGCAGUUGAAAGGCAGCUUCCUGUCCACGGCGCUCCACAAGAGCAACAUGGGCUUCGGCUUCACCAUAAUCGGCGGGGACGAACCCGACGAGUUCCUGCAGGUGAAGAGCAUCAUACCUGACGGGCCUGCUGCCGCUGACGCCAAGAUGGCCACAGGUGACGUCAUCGUGUACAUCAAUGACGUCUGCGUCCUGGGCACCACCCACGCCGACGUGGUCAAACUCUUCCAGUCGGUGCCCAUCGGGCAGAGCGUGACGCUGGUGCUCUGUCGCGGUUACCCGCUACCCUACGAGCCCGAAGAAAACAACGGCAACAGCGCAGCCGCCAUCAUCUCGCCGCUGGGCAUCAUGGAGCAGCGCCCUCUGGUGGUGAACGGUCGCCCCGGUUACAACAACUAUCUGGACUACAUCGCCCGCACCGCCCGCUUCGUCCCGGACGCUCAGCAGUUGCACGACACCCACUUGGACACCCAAGAUAGCGUGUCCGUGGCGUCGCAAGGCGAGCUGCUGACGCUCACCCUGGUGAAGGGCGGCGACGGCUUCGGGUUCACCAUCGCGGACAGCGCCGCCGGACAGCGCGUCAAGCAGAUUCUGGAACCCGCAGGGUGCCCGGGUGUCAGCGAGGGUGACCUGAUCGUGGAGAUCAACAAGCAGGCAGUGCUGGGCUUGACCCACGCCCAAGUGGUGGACCUUCUCAAGGAUUGUGCAGUGGGCUCCGAAACGUGUCUGGUGGUGCAGAGACCCGUGCCAGAACCGGGACCCCCGAGGACGAUUCUUCCCACUGAUUCGGGGUCGGACUACCAGGACAUGGAGGUGAACCUGCGCAGGCAAAAGUCCGGCUUCGGGUUCAGAGUUCUGGGCGGGGACGAUGCGGGCCAGUCUGUGAGUCCGGAGACACGCCAGAAGAUCCUGAUCGGCGCCAUCAUCGAGAAAAGUCCAGCAGACCUAGACGGUCGGCUGCGGCCCGGCGACGAACUCCUCCUGGUGGACGGCAUCCCCGUGGUGGGCAAGACGCAUCGAUACGUCAUCGACUUGAUGCACGCGGCGGCGCGCAACGGACAAGUCAAUAUGGUCGUCAGGAGGCGGAAGCAAGGCGCGGGUUUGACUGUCGACUCGGAUCUCUGCUUACGAGUUGGUUUUAAAUCCAUCUCUCUGCCUGUUACUGUAGCAGAUUCCUGCCAGGAGAACGGCCGCCACUCGGGUUCGGUGUCCACGCAGCACAGUUCGCCGCGAAGCGACUUGACGUACGCUAACAGCGCCGGCACGGCUAGCGACGGCGCCUCGCCCGGAGGCGACGUCCUCAUCCACCGAAAAGAGAGCGAAGGCUUCGGAUUCGUCAUCAUCAGUUCGCUCAACCGUCCCGAAGCGCCAGCCGGCAACCCGGUGCCGCACAAGAUCGGGCGCAUCAUCGAAGGCAGCCCGGCCGACCGCUGCGCCAAAAUGAAGGUCGGCGAUCGCAUCCUCGCCGUCAACGGGCAGUCCAUCGUCGACAUGCCGCACGCCGACAUCGUCAAGCUCAUCAAGGACGCCGGACUUAGCGUCACGCUGAGGAUCGUCCCGCAGGAAGCGGAGGUGAGCAACCCGCCGUCAGCGCCCACCUCGGAGAAGCAGAGCCCCCUAGCGCAGCAGAGCCCCAAGACGCACUCGCCCCCUGUUGUCGGCUCACAGCCCAGCCAGGGAGCGCCUGAGUCCGACCAAGCCGACACCAAAGCCCAGCAGAGCCCCGUCAGCAGCCAGUUGUCCGCUCCCUCUAUGCAGACGUACCCCCACGAGGGCAGUUACAGAUCAGAAGUGAAAGCCCGUCAGGACGUGAAACCGGACAUCCGGCAGCCUCCGUUCACAGACUACCGGCAACCGCCCGUGGACUACCGGCACCCCCCGGUGGCCGACUACCGCCAACCGCCCAAUCUGGACUACCGGCACCCACCACUGUUGGAUUAUCGGCCGCAGUUCGCCAUCCCCGAUUACCGGAUGCCGCCGGUGCAGCUCUCGCAGGACUUUGACUUCUUCACGGUGGAGCUGGAGAAAAGCCUCAAGGGUUUCGGGUUCAGCAUCCGCGGAGGCCGCGAGUAUAAGAUGGACCUGUUCGUCCUCAGACUGGCCGAGGACGGUCCGGCACUGCGCAACGGCAGGAUGAGGGUGGGCGACCAGAUCAUCGAGAUCAACGGCGAGAGCACGCGGGAUAUGACCCACGGGCGAGCCAUCGAGCUGAUCAAGUCGGGCGGCAGGCGGGUGCGUCUCCUCCUCAAACGGGGAACGGGCCAAGUGCCCGAGUACGACAAUGGCAUCUCACGGGACACUCGGCCUUCAGCCUCUCCAAGCCUGCCGGAAGUAGCCGUGACGCCCGACAGCCUUCCGCCGGCGGCGAGCAAUGGCGGCGGGUCCGCCCGCGAGGGCCGCCGGGCCGCGCCGGGACGGUCCGUUGAGAGAAUUCCCGGAAAAAGCGGCUCCCCGGGGCCCUGGAAGAUCCCCGGAUCGGACGAGCUGCGGACGGGAACGUCAGGCGGGUAACGAACGGACCGAACGAGGAAACCGUCGCCGCUCCUCAACUCCUCCUAGUUUAAUUUAUUUGACCGCUGACUAAAUUAUUGGACACCCUCCACCUUAAAAAACUGGAAAUUCAUCCACUUUUGUUGGAGAAAUCAGCCGAACUGAGAAGCAAUCAAAUGUACGCAGUUUUUCUUAUACGUCGACCGGGACACUACGGGAACGCUUUUUCUCAGACUUUGCCUUAACUGGACUGCGUGGGCCCGACAACAAUCAGCGUGUAAAUAGUACAGAAGGCUGACAAACGACGCCGAGGAGGGGAUGGAGUGCCUUAGGAAGGGGCGAAGCGUAGACGUUUUUUUUUUUUCCAGAAGGCUGCUAGUAACCACGACGACCAUGCGUGACGUACUGUGAACGGGACCGCGUCACGGGCUCGCUUAUGUCCUUAAAUGUGCCAAAACGGCUUGUGCAUAUUUUUUGUCAAAUCAAGCGCGUGUGUCGUCUCGGUUGCCGUGGCAAUGAGGGACCAGCAAGCACAACGUGGAAGCGUCUUUUGUCUUUUUCAUCACUUUCGUCGGACGACCAAAACCAAAACGUGCGUGUGUGCGCGCGAAUGUACGUGUGUGUCGGUGUGUGUGUUGAUGGCACGCACCUCAGAAUCACUGUGUAGUGAGAUAACAAACUAUGAAACAAAAACAAAAAAAACAAGACUCUGUGUUCUGUCGGCAGUCACCAAGACUUGUAGAAAAGCGGAGCAACUAUUUUUAUGAUGAGAAAAGCAGCACUAUGAAGAUUUUUUUUUUCUUUUUUGGAGAUGGGUUCCCAGAAAUCUUGUAUGAUACUCUGAUGAAGAAAAUAAAAUAUUGACAACAACA
Molecule: messenger RNA, 5352 nt
Organism: Corythoichthys intestinalis (scribbled pipefish)
Lineage: Eukaryota; Metazoa; Chordata; Actinopteri; Syngnathiformes; Syngnathidae
Gene: magi2a
Product: membrane associated guanylate kinase, WW and PDZ domain containing 2a
Exons: 19
Coding region: 761-4501 (1246 amino acids)
Biological process (GO): receptor clustering; signal transduction
Cellular component (GO): cell-cell junction; dendrite; cytoplasm
Molecular function (GO): signaling receptor complex adaptor activity; type II activin receptor binding; beta-1 adrenergic receptor binding
Source: RefSeq, a predicted model, not a curated record